Nerophis ophidion (straightnose pipefish) is the source of this 1481-nucleotide messenger RNA. RefSeq names its product collagen alpha-2(IX) chain-like. The coding region runs from base 154 to 432 and encodes 92 amino acids. NCBI's taxonomy places the organism in Eukaryota, Metazoa, Chordata, Actinopteri, Syngnathiformes, Syngnathidae. The transcript has 9 exons. The record is from RefSeq and is a predicted model, not a curated record.
GGAGCAACCUCCAAACAUUUGGAGUGAUUUGGCGCAACUUCUCUACUCCCGCGUGAAGUCAUGUUUUGUUUUGAAGAUUACUGCGUGACUACAGCUUUAUUUACACAUAUAACCUAUAUCUCCAGAUUGGGAAGCAAAUGAGAGAGAGGACCCAUGGGCGUUCCAGGUGCUCAAGGUCUGAGUGGACGCAAAGGAGAGAGAGGACCCAUGGGCGUUCCAGGGGCUCAAGGUCUGAGUGGACGCAAAGGAGAGAGAGGACCCAUGGGCGUUCCAGGUGCUCAAGGUCUGAGUGGACGCAAAGGAGACAAGGGCUUCCAAAGAAGAGGUGGACCCAAUGGAGACAUUGUAGACUCCGACGUGGAGGGACUAGCUGGUGAGAAAGGGGAAAAGGUAUGUCUGGAGAAUCUGGCACUAAAGGACAGCACAGAGUGAGGAGACCUUGGACAUAAUGGUCCAACAUGGAGACUCUGGGAAGCCAGGUGAUGUAGGACCCCCUGGACUGCCUGGUCCUCGGGGGUUGAAAGGCAUGAGCGGUGUGCAUGGCAGGCCGGGUAUUGAGGGUCCACCGGGACAAGAUAUAUCUGACCAGCAUAUUAUUGAUGUGGUAUAAAGAAUGUUGCAAGAGAGGCUGGCAGCAGUAGCAGUGAGCACUACAAGGGCUACGCCGUUGAACAACCGGCUAUUCUGGUCCUCCGUGAUUAAUGGUUCCACAAGGACCACAUGGUUUGCCUGGUUCCCGAAGAAUUCCUGGAACGAUGGGAGCUGACAGACGGAUUGGAAACACAGGUCUUAAAGGUGACCUUUGGGGAGGGGUCGUUGUCGUUGGAUGUCAGCGAGUUCGAAUGAAAGGUCAGCGUGGCCGUGUCCCGUCUGCUGACAUGUGACGACGGCUGUUGCAAGGUGGCAAAUGUGCUGACCCUCCGGAUGACCUCUCACGUGCCUGGCGCACUUGAGCAGCAGGAAGGGGGUCCCCAAGCGGCGGUCUGAGGGUCUCCUCCAUCGCAGGUUCGUCGUACCGUCAGUUGGCUCGCUUUGGUCCUCUGCACCUUGUCCCCGAGCUGCCUUCUUGGGCAUUAUGCAGUGGGUGGCUCUCUCUGGCUCUUCCUCACGCGGCCUCGAGGUCAUGCUGGGGGGGGCCGGAUUAUCGGGUCGCAGGUUGCUGUGCUGACGGCGGACUCGUUGCGGUAUUGUCGAGCCCAGACACACCGUGUAGCUGUCCAUCCCUGUGCGCUCGGACGCGCCACAGGCGUGAGGAGGAUGCUGAUCCGGGGUCAGAGGUCACGUGACUCAAGCAGGAUUUGCACCAUCUUUUUGACCGCUCCAGCGGGCUGCGUGCCAUCUUUUUGACUGCGAGCUGGAUGUGUUGUGGACCUCAAUGUUCAUUAAAAUUGUGUUAAUCCUCACUGACAUUCUUCUUUUUUGUGGCAAAAUGGGGAGUGAACCUCUGCACUAAUGUGGUUGCAUAAUGGAUAGCAACAUUG